Molecule: messenger RNA, 1690 nt
Organism: Pollicipes pollicipes
Lineage: Eukaryota; Metazoa; Arthropoda; Thecostraca; Pollicipedomorpha; Pollicipedidae
Gene: Atg14
Product: autophagy related protein 14
Biological process (GO): cellular response to starvation; autophagosome assembly; mitophagy
Cellular component (GO): extrinsic component of phagophore assembly site membrane; extrinsic component of omegasome membrane; autophagosome
Molecular function (GO): protein-membrane adaptor activity; phosphatidylinositol 3-kinase regulator activity
Source: RefSeq, a predicted model, not a curated record
ACGGUGGGAGCCGCCGCCAACCAUCAUGGGGGACGUGCGCCAGAGCGCGAGCUCGCUGUCCGGCUCCACGUCCAUGGACGAGCUGCGGAGCUUCAUCCGGAUCGAGAAGUGUCCGCUGUGCGAGCGCACGGCCAAAAACUUCUACUGCCGCCUGUGUGUGCGCACUGGCGACUUCGGCCACUCGCGUGACACCUGUCCGACGCGCUUCGCUGACCGCAAGCUGCAGCUGUUUCGACUAAAGCACGAGAUCAUCAACUACGCCAUCGCCGUGGAGGAGGCAACGGCGCCACAGCGGCAGCUAGUGGAGGGCGCACUGGCCGAGCGCACCGCGCGCGUGCAGCAGCUGCGCGCCCAGCUGGCCGCCACGUGCCGUGCCAACCGUCAGAUGCGCGAGCGCCAGCCGCGCUUCUGCGUGCGGCUGGACGAGCUGCGCGAGCGGCACGCAUCGUCGCACGUGAGCACGCGCCGGCUGACUGAACGGCUGGAGAUCGUGCAGCAUGCGCUCAAGGGCAACGUGCGCGGCAACGUGCGCCAGCUGGUGGCGGUAGUGUUCCCGGUGUCGGAGGUGCAGCCGCGCCCGGGCCUGGGCCGGCCGGCGGCCGCGCUUACGGCCACCGAGUCGGCGCUGGCCGACGCGCAGAGCCUGGCGUACGUCCGUGGCCGCUGGGUGCACCUGGAGCACGCGGGCGAGCUGCAGUACCGAGUGGUGGCGCCCACGCUGCCCGGCUCGGGCGACUACUCGGCCUACCACGUGUGGGCGUCUGCCAACCAGAGCAGGCGCCAGCGCCGGCCGCCGGGCCAGCCCAGCCCCGUGCACAAUCUAUCCGCCGCGCUUACCUACACCGCCCAGCUGCUGAGCGUCCUUGCCUUCUACAUGGACGUGCGGCCGUGCAACCGGCUCUGCUACAGCGAGUUCUGUCGCUACGAGAUGUCCGAGCGCGAGUUCAACCACCGCGUGGCCAAGCUGAACGCCAACCUGGUGGGCCUGUGCUUGACGCGGGCUGUGUCGGCAGCGCUGCUGGAGCCGCGCCGCACGGCCGCCAAUCUGUGCCUGCUGCUGGUUGCUGACCUGGGACGGCGCGGCGCGGUGCGUCCGCCGGACGCGCUGCUCCGCUCCAUGGAGGAUUCGCUGCGCGCCGACCUCGACUUCAACGACCCGCUGGAGACGGCGGCAGAGCCGGCUGCAGGGACCGGCCGCUGCCGACGAGCCGGACGAGGCCGACUGGGAGCAGGUGCCGAACGAGGUGCCGGGCGCCGGCGAACUGGAGGGGCCCGGCUCGGCCAGCGUCGCCGCCGGCCUCGUCUCCACGGCCGCCGCCAGCGUGGCCUCGUUCCUGCGCGGCUUUAACCGGUAGGCGGCGAUCGAGACGACAGGUGACGCCAGUACCGUUGUGGUGACGGGUGUGAUUUCGGAGAGAUUUUGGAUGCGAAAGCGCGGUUGCGAGCUGUGGCUGUUUGCUGAAAUACACAACUACCGGUGUAAAACAGGUGUUACCUGUCGCUUCUCUAAGACGUGUUGUGGCAUUUGUUACCUGAUGGCAGGUUUCUUACGGUUGACCGUCGUCUAUCACACUCCCGCAAAUGCGACGCGAAGUACCGAUCAAGGAUGCCGAUAAUGACCUGACAACACGCAUUACCUACUUAUGGGGUAUGCACAACCCGCACACGUCUUCUAUCCCUUACGACACCU